Molecule: messenger RNA, 395 nt
Organism: Pyrgilauda ruficollis (rufous-necked snowfinch)
Lineage: Eukaryota; Metazoa; Chordata; Aves; Passeriformes; Passeridae
Gene: TIMM50
Product: translocase of inner mitochondrial membrane 50
Exons: 3
Molecular function (GO): phosphoprotein phosphatase activity
Source: RefSeq, a predicted model, not a curated record
CCAACCCCCCCGCAGACGGCGUUCCCGCUGAUCGACAGCAUCGACCCGCACGGCUUCGUGUCCUACCGGCUGUUCCGCGACGCCACGCGCUACAUGGACGGCCACCACGUCAAGGACAUCUCGUGCCUGAACCGCGACCCGGCGCGCGUGGUGGUGGUGGAUUGGCGCCGCGACGCGUUCCGGCUGCAGCCGCACAACGGGCUGGCGCUGCCGCGCUGGGACGGCGGCUCCGAGGACAGGGCGCUCUUCGACCUGGCUGCCUUCCUCAAGACCAUCGCGCUCAGCGGCGUGCAGGACGUGCGCUCGGUGCUGCAGAAUUAUUCCCACGAGGACGAUCCGCUGGCGGCGUUCCUGCGGCGCCGCUCCCGCCUCGAGGAGGUCAGGGGCACCUGGGG